Molecule: messenger RNA, 1302 nt
Organism: Akanthomyces muscarius
Lineage: Eukaryota; Fungi; Ascomycota; Sordariomycetes; Hypocreales; Cordycipitaceae
Exons: 3
Coding region: 1-1302 (433 amino acids)
Cellular component (GO): cytoplasm
Molecular function (GO): flavin adenine dinucleotide binding; electron-transferring-flavoprotein dehydrogenase activity
Source: RefSeq, a predicted model, not a curated record
AUGUUAAGCAAGGCUCUUUUGUACGUUAAGCUCGUCCUCAUCUUCGCCCGUUUGAUCGGCGGCGAGGCCCGACGACUGCUACGCUUCCGCCGCGUGCGCAGCCAGGCCAAAAAGAAUGGCUCGACACCGUCAGCCGAACGCACGCACAACAUUGUUGUGAUUGGUGCAUCAUUUGCCGGACACUACGCCGCGCGCAUCCUCGCGCGCUCGCUGCCGCCGGACAGCAAGUACCGAGUCGUGGUGGUCGAGCCGAACAGUCAUUUCCAGUUUACGUGGGUGCUGCCGCGCUUCUGCGUCAUCCCAGGCGGCCACGAGCACAAGGCCUUCGUCCCGUACGGCAAGUAUGCAGACGCGGUGGACGGCGCGCUGCACUGGAUCAAGGACCGCGCUGCCCGGAUCACCGAGUCGGAGGUGGUGCUACAGGAUGGGGACGAAAGCAUUCCAUACGAAUACCUCGUAAUUGCCACGGGCGCAGCGGUCCAGAGCGGGCUGCCGUCUCGCGUGAAUAACACGGAAAAGACUGAGGGCGUCAAGCUUCUGCAGGCCAUGCAGCAGAGGAUAGCGCAGGCAGAUACGGUUGUCGUAGUCGGCGGUGGCGCAGCGGGCGUCGAGGUUGCGACAGACGCAAAGAGCCUGUACCCUGGGAAGCACAUUAUUCUGGUGCAUUCUCGCGCGGCUCCAAUGCAUCGCUUCGGAAAGGAUUUGCAAAUCGCUGCCAUGGAAGGAUUGAAGAGACUCGACGUGGAGGUGAUUUUGGAAGAUCGUGUCAUUGAAGAAGACGACGCCAACGGCAGUGUGACACUAAAAUCGGGCCGCAAAAUAGACUGCAAUUAUUUUAUCAACUGCACGGGCCAGAAGCCGAAUUCGUCAAUCCUCUCGACACUUUCGCCUACUUCCAUCUCAUCGUCAGGCUACAUCAAGGUCAAGCCUACUUUGCAGCUACUUGACGAGAACUUUCAAAACAUUUACAGUUGUGGCGAUGUCACCGACACCGACGUUCCGACACCGAACGCGCGUUCGGCGAUGCAGCAGUCUGUCGUGGCCGCCGAAAACAUCCUGCUCGCUAUCGAGGGCAAAGCACCCGAGCACGAGUACCGACACAACUGGCCCGAAAGCCUCAUCAAGUUGACCCUGGGACUGGACCGCUCCGUCACACAUUUGAGUGACGGCAAGUCGGACAUUCUCUGGCGAAGCAAGGAGAAAAACGAGGCGCUCAUGGCGGCCCAGUGCUGGAAGUCGCUGGGACAAGUGCCCUUUGAGGAUGAAUGUAGGGAGAACCAGAAGCCAGAAAGCCAGCAGUAG